This is a messenger RNA of Colletotrichum paranaense, 405 nucleotides long. RefSeq lists its product as uncharacterized. The record is from RefSeq and is a predicted model, not a curated record. The transcript has a single exon. The annotation marks the transcript as partial. Lineage: Eukaryota; Fungi; Ascomycota; Sordariomycetes; Glomerellales; Glomerellaceae.
UGUUUCUCCACCCACGAGUGCACCCAUCACGACUCUCUCUCCGCCGAGGACCUCCCAACAUGUGGCCCAAGCCUGUCUAGUCCCAGGCAAGGCACCACGCAAGUGCCAAGCCCCAAAGCGUCGAGAGCCUCCUCCUACCUUACCUUACUGCUCGGCCUGGGUCCCGCUCGUAGCCUUCAAUACCACCAUGAUCCUCGCCAAGACCAGGGAUAUGCCAAGAUGCGCACGCGUACGCAAGCCAUCACCCCCCUUCCGGGAGUCUCCCAGACUGGACCAGAGAAGGAAGAGAUGAACAGUACUGCAGUCUGCAGGACAAGGCCUGCUCGAGUUUCUCCAGAAGAGCCCAAAGGAAAGGGUCUUGGCCCUUGGCAACAGAAGCUUAGCCAAGAGAUGUCUUGGCUCUGA